CCUCGGUGUUGAUAGAGGUCCACAUUCCCGUGUUGUUUUUUAAACCAUUCAUUCUUUGUGAGGCAGAAGUUGCAUGCUGCAUGCUUAAACAUGGGUAAAAGAAAUAAUCUGAAAAGGCGUAAAAUGACUAAAACCACUAAGCCCACUAAAAAGGCUGCUGUAGAGGAAAUAUGUGAAAUCCCAAGUGAGGACAAGGAUUUCAAGGGCUUUAAGUCUGAGACCCCCGUGGACCUCUCGGAAGACAGUCGGGAUAGCCUGCAUUCUGAGGACUCUGGAAAGGCUGAUCUGUGCUUCCGCUCUAAGUACAUCACAGACAAACUGGCCCACAUCUUCAUGGACACGGACAGUGAGGAGGAGUUUGAGGGGUUUGCCAACGACGAGAAGACUUCACACAGAGGCCGGAAGAGAACAAAGUCGUUAGACUCCGAAGAGGACAGCGACGAGGACACCGGCUUCUAUUCCGAGGGCGAGGGGGCUGUGCCACCCAGGCGGCAGAGUUCCGGGCUGUGCGUGGCGUUCCGUUUCCCCGUCAAGAAGAACUCUUCCCUGAAAACCAAAACCCCGGCGGCCGUGAUCAAGAAGCCCCAAAACGGCAAACCCGCCGCGGAGAAGAGGAGAGGCGCCGGAGCACGGCAGACACGACAGAAAGCCGUCGUCCAGCCGCCUAGCAGACCACAAAGGGGUGUGGUCACAGCGAAGCGGCGAGGUAAGCAGCCGUCAGAUGAAGAGGAGGAAGAGGAGGAGGAGGAGAAGAAGAUGGAGGAUGAUGAUGAAGCAGAGGAGGAGAUGUCAGAAGUGGACACCCAGGCCCUCAGCAAGCGAGCCAGGAAUAUCCAGGAGAACAAAGCCAUGCUGGCAAAACUCUUUGCUGACCUGAACGCCAUGGAGCAGAUCUCCCCUCUCACCACCCCAAAAAAGAAGAAAUCGCACCAGAAGAAAUCGGUGUCCGAGGCCCAGAGCGAGAGGCGGAACCCCUCGCGGAAGGCCCGUCCUCGCGAUCACUUCGGCAUCGAGGAGGAGCUCCCGAAAAUUGUCAAGCAGUUCACAUUAAAGAAGGAAGACCUGCGCAGACUAGUGGAGAGGGCGGACUCCGAGUCUCGUGGUGGGAAGAAAAAACGACGCUCCAAGAUGAACCGCUCCUUCCUGCCCGUGGAGGACAUCACUGAGGACGACCUGACCAACGUAGCCGACCGAGCAAGCGACAAGAUCCUCGACAAAGAAAACGGCAGCACGUGUCAUCAGUGCAGACAGAAGACGCUGGACACCAAGACCGUGUGCAGGAGCCUCGACUGUGUAGGGGUCAAAGGUCAGUUCUGCGGACCCUGUCUCCGGAACCGCUACGGAGAAGAUGUCCGAACAGCACUCCUGGAUCCUGAGUGGGAGUGCCCCAUCUGUAGGGGCAUGUGCAACUGCAGCCUGUGCCGCAAGCGGGACGGACGCUGUGCCACCGGUGCCCUCACCCGCCUGGCCAAACACUACGGCCACAGCAGCGUCAGGGACUACCUGGAAAGCCUCCAGAAGCAGCUGUCAUGAAUGCACUUUUCACCUGUUCACCUGUAGAGGGCGCUCUUUCCCCAGGACCCAACCAGAUGAGGGCCUCUCUCUGUUUUCAUCUCCACACAAAGCCAGUCAGCAUAGAGCAGGUUUUUAGUGGUGGGCCUGAAAUCUUAGCUGUUUUUAAGGUUUUUUUUUUAAAAAAAAAAAAACUUGAAUAUUACACUUUUAACAUAACUUGAACAUGAUUGUUCUCACUCUUAAUGUUUUUAAUUUUAGACACUGGAAUAUAAUUCCAUUAGAUUUUAAACAUUAUAAAAAAAAACUUUCAGUACAUAAGCACAACGGUUUGUAUAUGAUGUGAAUGUUAUGACGUUUGGGAGUCUCAAAAGGAAUAUAUGUAUACAGUUUGUUUGAUUGAUUGUUCGUUUGUUCAACCAUUUAUUUCUUUUCUCCGUUACCAGAGGUCUUUAUAAUCAAUAAAGAUGUAGCUCAGUCUUUUAA
Messenger RNA from Sardina pilchardus (European sardine), 1998 nucleotides. RefSeq names its product cell division cycle associated 7b (gene cdca7b). Bases 91 to 1533 code for a protein of 480 amino acids. NCBI's taxonomy places the organism in Eukaryota, Metazoa, Chordata, Actinopteri, Clupeiformes, Clupeidae. Gene Ontology annotation, biological process: regulation of DNA-templated transcription. The transcript has 10 exons. The record is from RefSeq and is a predicted model, not a curated record. Gene Ontology annotation, cellular component: nucleus.